Molecule: messenger RNA, 255 nt
Organism: Pyricularia pennisetigena
Lineage: Eukaryota; Fungi; Ascomycota; Sordariomycetes; Magnaporthales; Pyriculariaceae
Exons: 1
Coding region: 1-255 (84 amino acids)
Source: RefSeq, a predicted model, not a curated record
AUGUUGGCGCUCCAGGUAAAAGCGGUGAAGGAGCGGGCUACAGCCGUUUGGCUGGUCCGUUCCGGGGGUGACAACGAGGAUACCCCACUCUGCAUACUCUAUAGGGUAGGUGUGCAAAGUGUGCGUGGUGUGUUGCUUGGCAGCAGGUUGCAAAAUGUGUCGAACCUCAACACUUUUUUGUUUUAUUGUCCUCUUUGUUUGCUUCUCGACAGAAAGAAUCUGGAAACAACCAGAAGCAAGGCAAAAGUGCGGUGA